This is a messenger RNA of Nanorana parkeri, 5038 nucleotides long. It is a transcript of the gene ARHGEF10, whose product is annotated as Rho guanine nucleotide exchange factor 10. Lineage: Eukaryota; Metazoa; Chordata; Amphibia; Anura; Dicroglossidae. Gene Ontology annotation, molecular function: protein binding; guanyl-nucleotide exchange factor activity. Gene Ontology annotation, biological process: positive regulation of stress fiber assembly; mitotic spindle assembly; actin cytoskeleton organization. The coding region runs from base 197 to 4300 and encodes 1367 amino acids. The transcript has 29 exons. Gene Ontology annotation, cellular component: centrosome. The record is from RefSeq and is a predicted model, not a curated record.
CCAGAGAGGCUUCGUUCAACAAGAAAAAAAGAAUCGGAGGGAAUGAGCAGAAAAGUUGGGCAGUUGUUGGCAGCGGAGCCGGGUCACCAUGCUGGAUGGGUGAAUGGUGAGCAGUGCCAGUGAAUGGAAGUGUCUGCAGGGUGCUGGGCUCCGGAUGGAUGGCAUUUCAUGCUGAAAUACUGAAAGGCCCAGAAGGAUGGGAAGUCUGGAAAAUUCUGAUUUUGAGGAGUUCCCUCCCCCACCACCCGAAGUUUUAGAAAAUGAGUUAAAAAAUCAUACGUUUGCUGCAGAAGAUGAGGAAGAAGACGAGGGAGAAAAAUUUGAGUUUGAUAGUGGAGAUGAUGCUCCAGAAGCUGAUAGACAACCCCUUCAAAUGGCUGGGGGUGAUCUAAUUGACCUGGAUGAUGAACUCCCAGAUCCUCCGGAAUUAGAUCAGGCAGAUGAAGAUGUUUUACGUCAAGAUUUGUCAAUAGAAAAUGAUCUGAGCACACUACCGAGAAAGGUGAACCCUUACUCUGUGAUUGACAUUGCACCCUUUCAAGAAGGUGAAUCUGCUACAUCUCAAGAGCCUGAGUCCGUAGAUGGCAAUACAAGUCCUCGAGUGCCAAGUGGUUAUUCCGUUCCUGUGCCAUGUGGGUAUGCUGUACCAUCUAACCUGCCUCUGCUGCUUCCAGCAUACUCCACUCCAGUCAUUAUUCGCAACAUCUCCAUAGAUGAACAAGGGGUUCUGGAGGAGGUGCCUCAUCCUCAUUUUCAGGUUUUGACGGAGAACCACCAUUCCAGUGAGGACUUUCAGGCAUCAAAAGAAGAGGACGUAUUGGCCAAAUGGGUUUCAGAUCCAGCAAAUACAGAAUGGAUGGAAAAUCCUGAUGAAGUUAUUUAUGAUGAUGUUCCUAGAGAGAAUUCAGACUCUGCAACAGAUCCUGAGGAAAUGAUUUAUGAUGAUGUGGAAAAUGGAGAAGGCGGCAGAACCAGCUCUUUGGAUUAUGGCUGGAGUUCUAGUGAAUUUGAAAGCUAUGAAGAUCAAAGUGAUUCAGAGUCAAAGCAUGGAGUCCCAAAUUCCUUCCUCCGAGGGGGCAGCAAAAGACAUCUUUCUCAGGACUUAACACGUAUAAAACAACACUACGAGAAAAAGAUGAAAGAUUUGGUGGCAAACAAAGUGGGAGGAGUAGAGAUCCAACAUUUAAAACAAAAACAUGAACUCAAGAUGCAGAGGCUUAUGAAAGCUGCAAAAGACGGCACAAAAGACGGGCUUGAAAAAACAAAGGCUGCUGUGAAGAAGGGCCGUUCCUACAUCAGAACAAAAUCAUUUGUUUUGCAUGAUCGUAAAUCUGCCUGCCUUGAAGAUGAAGAAUUGAAUGUGUUCAUUGAUGUGGACUGCUUACAUACAGAGGCUAUCAUGUCUCCAAUGCCAGAAGGAUUAAGUCAGCAGCAGGUUGUAAGAAGGUACAUUCUUGGUUCAAUAGUGGAAAGUGAGAAGAACUAUGUGGACUCUUUGAAGAGAAUUCUUGAGCAAUAUGAGAAGCCGCUGUGUGACAUGGAGCCAAAGCUAUUAAGCGAGAGAAAGCUGAAAAUAGUCUUUUAUCGUAUAAAGGAAAUUCUACAGUGCCACUCGCUCUUUCAGAUUGCUCUUGCCAGCCGGGUGUCUGAGUGGGAUUCAACAGAAAUGAUUGGAGAUGUCUUUGUAGCAUCAUUUUCUAAAUCCAUGGUACUUGAUGCAUAUAGUGAAUAUGUGAAUAAUUUUAGCACAGCUGUCGGAGUUCUCAGGAAAUCCUGCGCUACUAAACCAGCCUUUCUGGAAUUUUUAAAGAACCAGGAUUCCAGCCCUGACCGCAUUACCCUGUACGGUUUGAUGAUGAAGGCAAUCCAGCGCUUUCCCCAGUUCAUCCUCUUGCUACAGGAUAUGUUGAAAAAUACAGUAAAGGGUCACCCUGACCGGCUUCCUCUACAGAUGGCUCUUACAGAGCUGGAAACAUUAGCAGACAAACUCAACGAGAGGAAGCGGGAUGCAGAUCAGCGCUGUGAAAUCAAACAGAUUGCCAAAGCAAUAAAUGAAAGGUAUCUGAAUAAGCUCCUCAGCAAUGGAAAUAGAUAUCUAAUUCGAACAGAUGAUAUGGUAGAAACCGUGUACAACGAGAAAGGUGAAAUCCUGAAAAUGAAGCAGAGGCGUCUAUUCAUGCUGAAUGAUGUGCUGAUGUGUACCACUACUAGUAACAGAUCUUCUAAUGAAGGCAGCAACAUUGUAACAGAAAGUCAGAAAUACUUAUUGAAAUGGAGUGUGCCUCUCGGUAAUGUAGAGGUUAUUGAAUAUGGGGAAAGUGAGGAGCAGGGAAAUCAGUCUCGAUUUUCUUCUGUACAUGCAUCUGAAAAGGUUGUUUGUGCCAAACCAAAUACAUUAUACAUGGGACCUGGGCAGCUUUAUUAUGACUUACAGAAUCUGCUUAAUGAUUUGGAUGUUGUCAACCAAAUUUCACAAUUGAUAUUGCAGUUAAAAGGAAACUAUCAGAACUUGAACCAGGUUGUAGCUCGGGAUUGGUCUUCAGGUUUACAAAAGCUGAUCUUGAAGAAAGAGAAUGAAAUUCGAGCCGCAGACCGCUGUAGAAUUCAGCUUCGGCUUCCUGGCAAACAUGACAAAUCAGGGCGACCCACUUUCUUCACAGCAGUGUUUAAUACUUUUGCCCCUGCUGCAAAGCAGUCAUGGAUCAAUAACUUACAGAUGGCUAAACUUGCACUUGGCGAGGAGAACCAGCUGGGUUGGUUCUGCCUAGAAGAUGAGGGACACGAGGUCAAAAAGGAAAAGCAUCCCUUGCUUGUGAAGUAUUUGCCAGUUAUAAUGUCAAAGCAACAGGAAUUUAAGAUUGAAUGUGCUGUCUAUAAUCCUGAACAUUAUCUCAGUAGUGAAAAUGAUCCAGAUUCACUUUCCAUGCAUCAUGGGUUUUUAUGGAUUGGCAGCUGCACUAAUCAGAUGGGUCAGAUUGCUGUUGUUUCACUUCACAACUGUAGCCCGAAGGUGAUAGAGUGUUUCAAUGUAGAAUCACGCAUACUCUGCAUGGUCUGUGUCCCUGAGGAAGAACGACACAAACAAUUAAAUGAUGUCCCAGAUUCCGAAUGUGGUUCUAUUUCACGAGCACCAGAUGUGCCCACGAUUUGCCUGGGCAUGGAAGAAGGAAGCAUAUGUGUCUACAAAAGUAGCCAAGGAUCAAAAAAGGUUCGCCUGCAGCACUUUUUCACCCCAGAGAAAUCUACCGUCAUGAGUCUUGCCAGCGUGUCCCACACUUUGUACGCAGGUCUCGUAAAUGGAAAUCUUGCAAUCUACACAAAGAUGGAAGAUGGGACUUGGAAUGCGGAUUCUUCAAAGCUGAUAAAAUUAGGAGUUCUACCUGUUCGAAGUCUAUUGGUAAUGGAAGGAUGUGUUUGGGCUGCUUCUGGAGGACAAAUAUUCAUUAUUGACAGGGAAACAUAUAACACUGAGCACCAGCUUGAAGCUCACCAAGAGGAAGGCAUGGUGAUUUCCCACAUGGCAGUGGCGGGAGUAGGCAUCUGGAUUGCCUUUACAUCCGGCUCCACAUUACGUCUCUUCCACACGGAGACAUUUGAACAUCUGCAAGAUAUUAACAUAGCAACUCCAGUUCAUAACAUGUUGUCAGGGCAGCACCAUGUGUCUGUGACCAGUUUGCUUGUUUGUCAUGGUCUACUAAUGGUCGGUACAAACCUCGGUGUUAUUGUAGCAUUCCCAGUUCCCCGCCUGCAAGGAAUUCCCAAAGUAACUGGACGUGGAAUGGUGUCUUACCAUGCACACCACGGUGCAGUCAAAUUCCUUGUCAUGGCAACUGCUGUGAACAAAAAACAUAAGCGGACACCAAGCAGAUGUAGCCAGACUUCAAAUAUGGAAUCAAAACCCGAGGAUCCUCGUAGUGCCCAUGUACAGCAACAUGAAGAAAGAAACACAGCUUCUGCCAGCAAUAACAAUGACAGCGCCGUUUGGCUUGGUGGCUCCAUGGGGUCCAUUGCACAAAGAAGUGACUUGUCCUCUUCGUCAGGCUCUCUCACAUUGUCUCAUGGAUCAAACUCAUGUGACAUGGGGAAGGAUGAUUGCACUCUGUAUGAUCUUCUAAGUGACCCAGGCAUGCCACCACAACACAGCAAAAGACAGCGAGUCGGGAAGUUGAAGGCAGACUCCGUCUUGGUAAUCUCUGGUGGACAGGGUCACCGAAGAGUAAACAAGAAGCUUAAGCCACAGCGACAGGAAGAGCCGGUUUCUUCUGCUAUGGUUUGGCAGAUCCCCCUGUUGCACAUUUAACGACCCAUGGGGUUAAAAUUAAUUUGUGCCUUUGUCCAUAAUGUAUUCCACUACAUUGUUAUUCAAGCCUUGUUUUGUCAUAUUCAGUAAAUCCUUUGUGAUCGGUUACAAAUAAGGCCCUAUUAAACUGAAAACACAGGGACGGUACUUAUUGAAACUGGUACAUCUUAAUCAUGCACCUUUUCUCAUCAUGGUCCAGGAGAAAUGUAUGCUGCUGCCUUUGCAUAACACUGAAUACCAUUGAGCGUUUUCUAUGAUUGCCUGUCUGGCAUAAUAGCUAACAUCCAUUAGUUGCUUUUUUUUUGCUUUGACUGGCAUGAUGAGCUGCAGGCCAUGCUGUCUUUUCUUUGCAGGUAAAGUGAAAGACAAAUAUGAAUGAAUAUACAAUUAAUAUGAAACCUAUUGGAAUGUGAUAAGCCAUGUGUAACCAUAAAGGACUUGAUGAAGGCAAACUGCCUUCUCUUUGGUAUUUCUUUAGUCAAUGGAUAUCACUCGAGGGUCUUCCAUUGUUCAUUGCACAAUGACUGCCAGUAAUCAUGUACAAUAAGGUUUCCACUACAGUAUAUGAUAUGUUGGAAUCUGUGCACAUGCAAAUUGUGUAUUUCCUCAGCUGCACUAGUGUAUAUGUGCAUGUUGGAAAGUCACAACUAAUAUGUCCGAGCUAAUGAUAACUGAAAUUCUAUAUACUUAAACUGCCAUAUGAUGGUUUCAAGACAUAUAAACAAACGAAAAUAUGAA